UUUGUGAUUUGUAUAUUGAUUUUGAACUUUGUGAUUUGUCUAUUGAUUUUGAACUAUGCUUUUUUCUAUGUGCCGAGUUUGAAUCUAUCUUGAUUGAGGUAUCCAUUCUUCAGUUAAUGGGCUCGCUGAGUUUUGACAAAAUUUGACCAAAAAUAAGCUUUGACAAUCAAAGGGUUGCUGAGUGGGUCAUUGUUGUUUUCAAUCGCCUCCGUCAUCCUCCGUGUCACCGUCUUCAACAUCCUAAAUCUCAUACCAUUCAACAUCCUGCAUCCAUGGGGAAGAAAGGAGGAGGCAAAAAACCGCCAAAAUCAGAAAUAAGGUCUCAAAACCCUGUUACUUUGAGGGAAGAAGCAACUGGAAAAAUAAAAAAGAAGCCAAUGACUAACACCAAGUCACAUUUGAGAAUUGAACACUUAAAAAAGCUUGCAGUGUGGGCCACCACCGACCCUCACAUACCGUCUUUGGGAGCCUUCUACAGGCAGCAUUUGGCCACCGUUUCAGAGGCUGCCGGAGUACCUCCUGAUCCUUCUUUAAUCACUUGCCAAAGGUGCGAGACUGUUCUUCAUCCCGACUUUAAUUCAACUGUACGGAUUGAGAAGAAUAGAUCAAGGGUCAGGAAUAGGCACAAGAAGUCUGGCAACAUCGCUCAAAACAAUAUAGUGUACACGUGUCAUUUCUGUUCACAUUAGAAUCUCAAGAGAGGUACCCCUAAGGGACAUUUAAAAAAGAAUCAUCAUUUACAUCAAACAACAAUCACAUAUGAAUGGCUAAAGGAGCUAUAUAGAAAACAUAUAUCAAGACAUUACAUCAGUUUUUCGUUGAAAGACAUCUUUUUAAAGUAAGCUAAUUUCAUUAUUAAAAAAGUAACUUUUAAAAUAAUUUGUAUUCAAUGUUGGCAUGAA
Cicer arietinum (chickpea) is the source of this 902-nucleotide messenger RNA. RefSeq lists its product as uncharacterized. Gene Ontology annotation, biological process: RNA processing. NCBI's taxonomy places the organism in Eukaryota, Viridiplantae, Streptophyta, Magnoliopsida, Fabales, Fabaceae. The record is from RefSeq and is a predicted model, not a curated record.